AUGGAUUGGAUCACGCAACUCUUUCAGACUCCUACGCUUGCUAAGCCGCGGCAAGGGAAUGCAAAAUGUGGAAACACUUCGACCACCAUAACACCAACAAGUACCAACAACAUAAGCAGUACUGUUCCUCGACCUGGCGAUAUCAAACCGGUAGAAUGCAAUCUUUGCCAUCGCAAAUUUAAAAACAUACCAGCCUUGAAUGGACAUAUGAGACUUCAUGGAGGAUAUUUUAAAAAGGACUCCGAUAAUAAGAAACUGGAUAAGAAGGAAUCUACUGGACCUCCAUUACAAACAGCUUCUGUUUCCGUGAGAGCGCUUAUCGAGGAAAAAAUAAUAAGUCGUCGGGGAGCGACGAACGGUUCACAGAGCUCAGGUGUAACGAUAGAUACGACUCGGUCUGGAUUCGCUACACCAGCUCCUCCUCCUUUGACUAAUAUUCGUACCUCAACAGCAUCACCAGCGUCACCAGCAACAACAGCAGUACAUUUUGUUUCACCAAAAGCUCCUCCUGUUGUUACUUUCGCUACAAAUGUAACAAAUGUCACUUCUUCUCAAAAGGAAUCAACAUUAAUCGAAUUAUUGAAGAAAAGUAAUUCUAAGGUUGUAAAACGAUGCGCAUCAGACCCCGGGCAAUGUUCACCACAACAAGAAUUCACUUUUCGACCAGAGUUAUUUGGCGUGUCGUUCAAUUCAGAUGAUGGUUAUUUUUCACCAGCUCUCAAUGAAGAUACCUUCCAAUUCGCAACGACACCCGAUCAAUUAGAAGACUUGGCCUCACUUGAAGACUAUGCGACUGUAGCAGCGUCCAUACAUGAGCGUUCACCGGUCACUUACCCGUCCAAUCGCCGCUUAGCAGCAGUUCUUAAUUCUCCGUUACCGGAAUCACUCGCUGAUUUUGGCGCUUGUCAUGGUGGCUCAGCUAUUCCUUCUCCUAGUCUCCCGGGAUAUUCUGAACAUUCUCCAAGUUUGUCCUAUUCAACUGGUGAUUCGCCAGGCUUGCCUUAUGCAGCAACCUCUCCAAGCGGGAGCUACUCGACACAUCCGACACCGUCCCCUGGUUUAACGUAUCCAACACCUCCAGCAUCAUUAGAUGCUCAGUCGCCAGCCCAUACAGUACCUAGAGUUUCAUCACCUCUUACUGCAGCUUUCUUUACUGCCACAAUGUCCAGCCAGGAAGAGGUAGAAGAAGCUUUAGAAGAAGUAUUGCCUGAUGAAUGUAGGUCUUUAGAUGCUUACGCAUUGCAACCGUCACCGACAGCUCGGCGAAUGAUGCUGAAUUCUGAAGAUCCUCUACUGUCGAGUAGUCCUAGGGACUUCCCUCAUCGUCAGAUCCGACGGCUUAAUCGUUCAGUUACACCUAUAUCUACAUCUAUUCAACAAUGGCAUUCAGAUCAUAAUUCGCUUCAGGUCUGCGUCGAAGGUCGAGACCCUGUGCCAGCUGUGUUCCUCAGUCCAAAUAGUAUACCAGCGUCUCCUCAACGACGAAAAAGGAAAGCUUCGCCAGCUGGCCCUUACCGGUCUCGUCUGCGACGCACUAGUACCCACUUCACGCCGCAACCAAUUUUACCUCCAGAUAGAGAUGCACCCGGACUUUUUCUUGAUUCCAUAAGUGGUUUACCAAACACUGAAGCGGAAGUACUGUCGCAGUUUGAAGACACUCAGAAGCCUCAAAUUAACAUUGGCGCUGAGCAUCAAGCCGAGAUCCCGGAAUUGUGCAGCGAUCGCAUAGAUCUGCAUCGUGUACCCGAACAGCUGCUGUGGGACCCUGGCAUUAAUGACGCGUUGGAUGACAAUGAAGUUCGUAUGUUUAUGGAGUUGGCGAUGUGUGCGGCGAUGCCUGUAGGUGGGCAUACAAGAGAAUUCGCACUUCAAACUCUAGGCGAAUGUGGAGGGGACAUCCGGGCAGCCACGCUGCGUCUUAUGUCACGACCAGCGACUCCUGCGCAGCACGAAUCUAGAUGGACGCCAGAUGAAGUAGAAGCAUUCCUAGCCGGAUUGUCGCAUUAUGAUAAAAACUUCUACAAAAUAUCCCAAUUGAUAAGGACGAAAGACUCGAAGCAAUGCGUCCAAUUCUACUAUUUUUGGAAGAAAGUAACCAAAGACUAUAAAACAACGUUCUUGAGAAGCUGGAGCGACUCACGCCACAGCCAAGGUCCCUUUGGGCAAGUCCAUGCCGCCCCGAGCACCUCGUCUCCCAUUUCCUUCGACGGAGAAGAAUUCCCGUGCAAAAUUUGUGGGAAAGUAUUUAACAAAGUUAAAAGUCGUAGCGCGCACAUGAAGUCGCACCGGCCUCUCGACGCCGAGCCGAAAAGGCCUAAACUCGAAAAGCCUUAUGAAAAGGUCGAGAGAUCUGACGAAAGAUCCCAAGCGACUGACGAAUAUCAAAAUAAGAUGCCUUUACUAUAA
Leptosia nina is the source of this 2406-nucleotide messenger RNA. Lineage: Eukaryota; Metazoa; Arthropoda; Insecta; Lepidoptera; Pieridae. The record is from the annotation of a GenBank genome assembly.